This is a messenger RNA of Aspergillus oryzae RIB40, 561 nucleotides long. RefSeq names its product putative calcium/calmodulin dependent protein kinase. Bases 1 to 561 code for a protein of 186 amino acids. Gene Ontology annotation, biological process: protein phosphorylation. Gene Ontology annotation, molecular function: protein kinase activity; ATP binding. NCBI's taxonomy places the organism in Eukaryota, Fungi, Ascomycota, Eurotiomycetes, Eurotiales, Aspergillaceae. The transcript is spliced from 2 exons. The record is from RefSeq and is a predicted model, not a curated record.
AUGGUUGACCGCUGCAAUGCCCAAGACAAGACCAUUAUCGAACAUGUCCAAAUCAUAGACCUUGAAAACGACGCACACCUUCCUAAAGGUAGGUGUAUCGAAGGUAUGCUCGCUGGCAAUGACAAUUGGCGUAGUCCCGAGGCACAUUUCAAGGGCGAGCUCAAUAAACCAACCGACAUGUUUUCCUUUGCCAUUGUAUGUAUCUAUGCAAUUCUUGGACCUGUAAUCUUUGGCCCCGACGACGAUUUUCGCAAACAUGAGGCGCAAGGCGUACUGCCUGCUCUGAUUUGCCUGCAACGUCAGGUUUCGUACUUUGGCGAUCAGGAGGGCCUCAAGGGGCUCAUGAAACAUACUGAUGAUGAUGAGGUUAGCUGCCAAGUGUUACAAAUGCUUUGGGAAGAAAGACAUGAGGAACACAUUCCAUACAAAUUAUUUAGUGAAUGGCCAGAUGUGUUUGAUCCAGUAUUCAAGGAUUUUAUCUUGGGUUUGACAAGCCUAGACCCUCACAAACGCCUCACAGCACGACAGGCGUUGGAUCAUCCCUGGUUAGCGAAUUUUUGA